Cheilinus undulatus (humphead wrasse) is the source of this 646-nucleotide messenger RNA. RefSeq names its product galactose-specific lectin nattectin-like. Lineage: Eukaryota; Metazoa; Chordata; Actinopteri; Labriformes; Labridae. The transcript has 7 exons. The coding region runs from base 35 to 538 and encodes 167 amino acids. Gene Ontology annotation, molecular function: signaling receptor activity. The record is from RefSeq and is a predicted model, not a curated record.
UGCAAGUCCAGACUCACCUGAUCAUCAGAACAAGAUGGCAGCAACAUUCCAGCUUGUUUUGCUCAUUGGUUUGAGUAGUGGACUCUUGAUGGGAGCUGAUGCAAGAUGCCGGAAAAAAGGAGGAUGUAAGCAUGAGUGCAUGGGUUGCCCUGACGGUUGGACUAUAAAGGAGAAUCGCUGCUACAGGUUCGAGGCUGACAAAAAGGAGUGGUGUGAUGCUGAGAAACAUUGCAUUGCUCAAGGAGGAAAUCUGGCUUCGAUCCAUGAUGCUGGUGAACUCCAUUUUAUCAGAGGCAUGAUCGAUAGAGUUUCUGAGAAAAAAACAGCGGCUUGGCUUGGUGGCACCGAUGCAAUCAAGGAGGGUUGCUGGAUGUGGAGUGAUGGCUCAUCUUGUGACUUUAAGUACUGGGGUAAAAACCAGCCAAGCAAAAAGAAACGCCAAGACUGCAUGCUGCUGGGUAUCAAUGGGGUCAACAACAUCCGUUGUAAUGUGAAGGCGGCUUUCGUUUGUACCCGGGACGUUGAACCCAGAGAAUGAUCCUUCAGUAUCUUCAGGGAUGGAGUGUCAUUCACUGCCAUCUGAACACCUUAAUCAUAUCAGUUUGUUGUCAUUUCUGAUAAACUGAAAUGUGAUUCAAUAAAGCAA